UGGGAAGACAAGAAGUUAACAAGUCGUCACCGUUGGUCUAUAGUUAUUGUCAAGUUACCAGCGGCUAGCUCGUUCGGCGUUCACCGUUGAGUACUUCGGGAAGUCAUACUCCUAACUCAACUACUCGUUAACUCUUCUAAUUGCCACAUGCUCCUUUGCGUAUUUUCGUCUUUCUUUCGACAUCCUCAUUCCUCGAGUACCUCCAAAUGUAUAUUCCGUGAGGUAUUCAGCUCUUCUAAUUUUGCACCUCUUUUAAGUAUUUAGUAUCAGCAAGGCCAAGCAACAAGUACCAAUUGCCAAUUGGCACUCCUCACAUUCGAGCGUGAAAUUUACUCACAUGGGUUUGCAAGACUUCCAUUCACAUCUGUCAUCUAGAGGAUCCCUCCCUUCCCAGCCAUCCUGUAGCCACAUAUGUGUUCUGAAACAUAUGAAUACAAGCACAUAUACAGUUUGGAAAUCACAAAAAUAUCUCGCAAACACAAUACACAUUCGCGACAAUGCCACAAGACAUCAGCAACCUAGACUGCUUCAAGGGUCGUUGGGUGCUGGAUAAGAACAACUCUGAAGGAGUUGGACCACUUUUGAAAGAUGGGGGUGUGAACUUUCUGAAGCGUAAGACUUUGUGUGCGCUCACUAUUGACCUAGAACUCCAAGUCGCAUGCGAAGAAGAGGACAAAGUAACUGUCACAGAAGUGCAGUACACUUCGUUUGUGAAUAUGAUCAACAAGAUGGAGCUCGGCAUUAACAAUGGUUUUCUCGGUUGGACGGAUUACCAUGAUGAUGCCUUCUCAGUAUACUGCAGGAAGCAAGCAAAGUGGGAUGCUGCAACUGACAGGCUUUGGAUGCACGCAGUAUCUGUAAAAAAACAUGAAGGCGACUACGACUGGACGGAAGAGCGUUGGGUCGAGAACGGUCAAUUGCACUGGCUAACAACGCAGAACUACAAGGGCAAAAUUACCACAAACCAUCGAGUUUUCGUUCAUAAGGCAUAGUUUAAUCCGUAGGUAUUAAAAUAUAAAAUAAAUGUAUAAAAG
This is a messenger RNA of Sphaeroforma arctica JP610, 1034 nucleotides long. RefSeq lists its product as hypothetical. The transcript has a single exon. NCBI's taxonomy places the organism in Eukaryota, Ichthyosporea, Ichthyophonida. The record is from RefSeq and is a predicted model, not a curated record. Bases 498 to 992 code for a protein of 164 amino acids.